This is a messenger RNA of Prionailurus viverrinus (fishing cat), 4798 nucleotides long. RefSeq names its product F-box protein 10 (gene FBXO10). Lineage: Eukaryota; Metazoa; Chordata; Mammalia; Carnivora; Felidae. The record is from RefSeq and is a predicted model, not a curated record. Bases 133 to 3105 code for a protein of 990 amino acids. The transcript is spliced from 12 exons. Gene Ontology annotation, biological process: regulation of apoptotic process; protein ubiquitination; ubiquitin-dependent protein catabolic process. Gene Ontology annotation, molecular function: protein binding.
GCUCCGACUCCGGCUCCGGCUCUGGCUCCGGCUCGGCUCCCGCGGCCCGGACUGCUGUGGGCGAGCGCUCCGGGGAGCUCCCGGCAAGCUAUAUGGUAUCACUAUUGAAGAGCUGUCCUGCACGGUCCAAGGAUGUGUGGUCACUGCUGCUCAACGCCCUUAUUGGACCAGGUUCCCGCCAGCUUGAUCCCAUGCUUGGAUUCCAAGGUGACCAUGGAGGCCGGUGGUCUCCCCUUGGAGCUGUGGCGCAUGAUCUUAGCCUAUCUGCACCUUCCCGACCUGGGCCGUUGCAGCCUGGUGUGCAGAGCCUGGUAUGACCUGAUCCUCAGUCUCGACAGCACCCGCUGGCGGCAGCUGUGUCUGGGAUGCACCGAAUGCCGCCACCCAAACUGGCCCAACCAGCCCGAUGUGGAGCCUGAGUCUUGGAGGGAGGCCUUCAAGCAACAUUACCUUGCCUCUAAGACGUGGACCAAGAACGCCCUGGACUUGGAGUCCUCUGUCUGCUUUUCUCUAUUUCGCCGGAGGAGGGAACGCCGUACCCUGAGUGUUGGGCCAGGCCAUGAGUUUGACAGCCUGGGCAGUGCCUUGGCCAUGGCUAGCCUGUAUGACCGAAUUGUGCUAUUCCCAGGUGUGUAUGAAGAGCAAGGUGAAAUCAUCCUGAAGGUACCCGUGGAGAUCGUAGGCCACGGGAAGUUGGGUGAAGUGGCCCUGCUAGCCAGCAUUGAUCAGCACUGCUCCACCACACGCCUGUGCAACCUUGUCUUCAUGCCGGCCUGGUUCUCCCCUUUCAUGUUUAAGACAACAUCGGGUCAUGUCCAAUUUGACAACUGCAACUUUGAGAAUGGGCAUAUCCAGGUCCAUGGCCCAGGCACUUGCCAAGUGAAGUUUUGCACCUUCAAAAACACCCAUGUUUUCCUGCACAAUGUGCCCCUGUGUGUCCUGGAAAACUGUGAAUUUGUGGGCAGUGAAAACAACUCUGUGACUGUGGAGGGCCACCCAUCUGCAGACAAGAACUGGGCCUACAAGUAUCUACUAGGGCUUAUCAAGUCCUCCCCCAGUGUGCUACCCACGGAGGAUUCUGACUCUUUAAUGUCCCUGGACCUGGAGAGCAGGGACCAGGCUUGGAGCCCAAGGACCUGUGACAUUGUCAUUGAAGGCAGCCAAAGCCCUACCAGCCCAGCUUCUACCUCCCCAAAGCCAGGCUCCAAGGCUGGCUCACAGGAGGCAGAGGUGGGCAGUGAUGGGGAAAGGGUGGCCCAGACCCCAGACAGCAGCGAUGGAGGCCUGAGUCCUAGUGGUGAGGAUGAGGACGAGGACCAGCUCACAUACAGACUGUCCUACCAAGUGCAAGGCCCACGCCCUGUACUGGGGGGCUCCUUUCUAGGCCCACCACUUCCAGGAGCAUCCAUUCAGCUGCCCAGUUGCCUAGUGCUGAACUCUCUGCAGCAGGAGCUGCAGAAGGACAAGGAGGCCAUGGCACUGGCCAGCUCCGUGCAGGGCUGCCUCAUCCGCAAGUGCCUCUUCCGGGACGGAAAGGGAGGCGUCUUCGUUUGCUCCUAUGGCCGAGCCAAGAUGGAAGGAAACAUCUUCCGGAACCUGACUUACGCAGUGCGGUGUAUACAUAACAGCAAGAUCGUCAUGCUCAGGAAUGACAUUCACCGCUGCAGAGCGUCAGGCAUCUUUCUUCGCUUGGAGGGCGGAGGCUUGAUCGCUGGCAACAACAUUUACCACAAUGCGGAGGCAGGAGUAGACAUCCGGAAAAAGUCCAACCCACUCAUACUGUGUAACCAGAUCCACCACGGCCUUCGUUCUGGCAUUGUUGUCCUUGGCAAUGGGAAAGGCGUCAUCCGGAACAAUCAAAUCUUUUCAAAUAAGGAGGCUGGUAUUUAUAUCCUGUACCACGGAAAUCCAGUCGUGAGCGGGAACCACAUUUUUAAGGGCCGUGCAGCUGGCAUAGCAGUGAACGAGAAUGGCAAAGGCCUCAUCACAGAAAAUGUCAUCCGUGAGAAUCAGUGGGGAGGUGUAGACAUCCGUCGAGGAGGAGUCCCCGUCCUCAGGAGCAACCUCAUCUGCUUCGGCUACUCAGAUGGUGUGGUCGUGGGAGAUGAAGGCAAAGGACUGAUAGAAGGAAACACCAUCUAUGCUAAUAAGGGCUGUGGUGUGUGGAUGAUGUCGUCCAGCCUGCCCCACGUCACCAGCAACCACGUCAGCUACAAUGGCCUGUAUGGAGUGGCAGUGUUUAGUCAGAAGGAGGGUUCUGGUGAGUUCCCUGGAGGUCACGGGGCCCAGGAGAACUUCAGCGAGGAUGGGGACGCCAUCCUUUGGGAGACAGAGCUGGAGAAGGACGAUGACCCACUGCGCCGGCCCAUCGCCAUAGCUCUCGUGGAGUCCAACAGUAUUAAUCACAACGGAGCCUCAGGACUGUACGUCCAGAGCAGCGAGGCGCUGCACGUCCUCACCAACGUGAUCCAUGCUAACGGAGACAGAGGCAUCACUGUAGCCCAGAGCAGCCAGCUCACCCGUGUGGCCAGCAACAGCAUCUCCUGCAACCGGCAGAGUGGGGUCAAGGUCGAGGCCCAGUGCAAGGUGGAGCUCCGGGGCAACGGUAUCUAUGACAACAGAGGCCAUGGCAUCAUCACCAAGGGCGACAGCACCGUGGUCAUCGAAAAUGACAUCAUUGGCAACCGGGGCAGUGGGCUGCAGCUGUUGCCCAGGUCCGACACGAAGGUAAUAAAGAACCGGAUCCAUUCAUUCCGGGCCUACGGCAUUGCAGUGCGGGGCCGCGCCAAGGCCCUGGUGCAGGAGAACAUCAUCUUCCAGGGCAAGACCAGCAAGACGAUCUUUCAGCAGAUCUCAAACAACCGAGAAUGUAUCAUGCAAAACAACAAGUUCUUGGUGUUCAAGAAGAAACUGUCGUUUUGCACCUCUAGGUCUGAUACGUGGCGCCUGGUGAACCCACCAGCACGGCCUCACCUUGAAAGUUCUCUCCGAGGCCCCUCUACAGCCCACAGUGGACAGAAGGUGACGGCCAUGGCGACCAGGAUCACUGCCCGCGUGGAAGGUGGUUACCACAGCAAUCGUAGCGUCUUCUGCACCAUUCUGUAAGGAAGGGGAGCCGCGGCGUGGGGCGGCUGAGGGCGGUGCAAAGACUCCAGGAGCAACAACCCCAUACCCAAGCUCAGGCUCGGGCUCUGAUGGGUGUUCAGCCGAGCUAGGAGGUCAAGGCAGCAUCGGGAUGAAAGCAGCAGCAGCAGCUGAGGGGCUCCGGGCCUCUCUCAGUCCUCCUACUCACUGCACCCUGGAGAAAACAGGCUUCCGGGCUUCCUGGGGACUGAGAAAAGAAACAGAUUGGUGGGUUUCCUGUCACUCAAGCUCUUAUAGAAGUUAUGAAGAGUUGGGGAAAAACGAUACUAAAGCUUUGGUCAGGUCUCUGAAUGACAGGGAAGUGUUGUUUUACACACACCAAACCCAGACUCUUGUCAGGGAAGAGCAUUUACUCCUGAGGGAGGAGGUGAUUCUAGUAAGGUGGAGAGAGAUAGCUGCCCCAGAAUUUUCCCCUUUCCUGGACCUCUCUCGAUCCCUACAAGCACGUGGCCACACGCUCCUGGCUAUCUGCAGAGGCUGGAGGAGUUGAGCUUGGUUCCCUUCAACUUGAACAUGAACUGUGAGGGGGACAGGGAGCCCUCUGGAAAGGCUGCCCUACAAUGACAAGGGACUUGCUGAAAAGAGGAAGGCCGUGUGGAGAAGUCCUCCUUUCAGCAGCCCAGGUGCCCGGCUGGGUGGGGCAGGGAUGCACGAGACCCCACUCUGCCCUCAGGGAGCUCCCAAACUCAGGAGGAUACUGGCUCGAGGCCCUGCGUGUACCCACACCAGCCGCCCUCCUGGGCACCGGACUGGUGGAGAUGGAGGUGCCCAGGGCCCCUUGUCUGUGUCCAUGUUCUCUCAUGGAUGACUGCCUGCCUUUACUGACCCUACCACGGUUCCCCACUCUGUGCCUUGGCUCAUGCUCUGUCCUCUUCUUGGCAUGCCCUUCUCACCAUCUGCACUUGUCCACACCCCACCUAGUCUUCGGGGGUUUAGCUGAGACACUGCCUUCUCCGCAGAGCUCCCCUCCCUGCAGUGACCGCGCCUUCCGCCCUUCCCGCUCUGAGGCUCCACCGCCCUUUCUCUGCCCCCUCUCAGGUAUGGAGCACUUUCUGCCUUGCUUUGGAGUUUUCUAGGCCCCUGCCUGUGAGCUCCCUGAGGGCAGGACCUGGCCUCAGUCUGUCCCCAGUUCCCAACCCAGGGUUGCCGUGGGGUCAGUAGCCUGAGGGAGGGGAGGAAGGGCCUCCUAAAGGGCUUUACUGAACUGUACUGUGAAUGUGUCUAGGUUCCAGAGCCAGGUGGGCUCAGAUCCCACCUGCUUGAGGACGGGGGCUGAAUGCAGCACUGAGCAGCUCAGCCUGGACAACCCCCUCCCACUCGGCCUUUCAUGUGGGGCCUUCGCCAGCCUAUAGGGGGUGCUGUGGUACACUUUGCCACUCGCUUCCCAGGCUGGUUCCACCGGGCCCUCGGUGCUGCUCACCUGGGUGGGGUGGAGGGGUAGCUGGAGAUGGUAGUAGCUGGCUUCUCCCCGAGGACUUUGGGCACAAGACACGGGCCCCUCCUGUCCCCAGCACUGUCCUUUGCACUUCUCUGGUGGCCCCAAUGUGAGUCGCUGUACAAAAUGCUGCCUUUAUUAUUUUGUAAUGACUUUUCUGUGAACCAAAUGCUUAUGAAAAUCUCUGCAACCACAAUAAAGUUUUAUAUUUUAAAAGAA